This is a messenger RNA of Tinamus guttatus (white-throated tinamou), 2642 nucleotides long. Lineage: Eukaryota; Metazoa; Chordata; Aves; Tinamiformes; Tinamidae. The record is from RefSeq and is a predicted model, not a curated record.
CGACCUGAUGACGCUGGGCAUCCUGGCGCUGGUGACGUCCACGGGCUGCGCCUCGGCCAACGCGCUGCAGUCGCUGACGGACGCCAUGCACAUCCCGCACCUGUUUGUGCAGCGCAGCACGGGCAGCUCGCCGCGCACCGCCUGCCACCUCAACCCCAGCCUGGAGGAGGAGGAGUACACGCUGGCCGCCCGGCCGCCCGUGCGCCUCAACGACGUCAUGCUCAAGCUGGUCACCGAGCUGCGCUGGCAGAAGUUCAUCGUCUUCUACGACAGCGAUUACGGCUGUGGAAACCAACCUUGCUUCAAAGGAUAGUCACUGGGUCUAUGUAAAUGAGGAAAUCACUGACAACGAGAUAUUGGAGUUGGUACAUAGCGCUCUGGGGAGGAUGACAGUUAUCCGGCAGAUAUUCCCCCUCUCAAGGGACAACAACCAGAGGUGCAUGAGGAACAACCACCGAAUCUCCUCGCUGCUGUGCGACCCGCAGGAAGGCUAUCUGCAGAUGCUGCAGGUGUCCAACCUGUACCUGUAUGACAGUGUGCUCAUGCUGGCCAACGCUUUCCACCGCAAGCUGGAGGACAGGAAGUGGCACAGCAUGGCCAGCCUGAACUGCAUGCGCAAGUCCACCAAGCCCUGGAACGGGGGCCGAUCCAUGCUGGAGACCAUCAAGAAGGGCCAUAUAACUGGGCUUACUGGUGUUAUGGAGUUCAGAGAAGAUGGCGCCAACCCCUACGUUCAAUUUGAGAUACUGGGCACCAGUUACAGUGAAACGUUCGGCAAAGACGUGCGGAGGUUGGCAACAUGGGACUCUGAAAAGGGACUAAACGGCAGCCUACAAGAACGACGUCUGGGCAGUGACUUACAAGGAUUGACCCUGAAAGUGGUGACUGUCUUGGAAGAACCUUUUGUGAUGGUGGCGGAAAAUAUACUUGGGCAACCAAAGCGAUACAAAGGAUUUUCCAUUGAUGUCCUAGAUGCGCUUGCCAAAAAUCUGGGCUUUAAGUAUGAGAUAUAUCAAGCGCCUGAUGGUAAAUACGGACAGCAGCUCCAAAACAGCUCCUGGAACGGCAUGAUUGGAGAACUCAUUAACAAGAGAGCUGACCUAGCAAUCUCAGCCAUCACAAUCACACCAGAACGUGAGAGUGUUGUGGACUUCAGCAAGCGUUACAUGGACUAUUCAGUGGGGAUCUUGAUCAAAAAGCCCGAAGAAAAAAUCAACAUCUUCUCUCUCUUUGCUCCUUUUGACUUUGCGGUGUGGGCUUGCAUUGCUGCAGCCAUCCCUAUAGUUGGUGUCUUGAUAUUUGUCUUAAACCGGAUACAGGCCAUCAGGGCUCAGAACGCUUCCCAGCCAAACCCUUCAGCUUCCUCCACUCUGCACAGUGCCAUUUGGGUGGUAUAUGGCGCCUUCGUACAGCAAGGGAGUGAAUCCACUGUCAAUUCUGUGGCUAUGCGCAUUGUGAUGGGCAGUUGGUGGCUCUUCACCCUUAUCGUGUGCUCGUCCUACACAGCUAACUUAGCAGCUUUUCUCACGGUGUCGAGGAUGGAUAAUCCUAUAAGAACAUUUCAGGAUCUGUCCAAACAAAUGGAUAUAUCCUACGGUACAGUCAGGGAUUCAGCAGUGUAUGAAUACUUCAAAGCGAAAGGGACAAACCCCUUGGAGCAGGAUAACACAUUUGCUGAACUGUGGAGGACAAUCAGUAAGAAUAAUGGGGCAGAUAAUUGUGUAUCGAACCCUUCGGAAGGCAUCAGGAAGGCAAAGAAAGGAAACUAUGCUUUCCUGUGGGAUGUGACAGUGGUGGAAUAUGCUGCACUGACCGAUGAUGAGUGCUCCGUGACGGUCAUUGGAAACAGCAUCAGCAGCAAAGGAUACGGGAUAGCCCUCCAGCAUGGAAGCCCCUACAGGGAUCUUUUCUCCCAGAGGAUCUUAGAAUUGCAAGAAAGCGGAGAUUUGGAUGUUCUCAAACAGAAAUGGUGGCCACGAAUGGGACGUUGUGACCUGAAUAGCCAUACCAAUGCACAGACAGAUGGGAAGGCCCUCAAGCUUCACAGUUUUGCAGGCGUUUUCUGCAUUUUAGCAAUAGGCCUUCUUCUUGCAUGCUUGGUGGCAGCAUUGGAGUUGUGGUGGAACAGCAACCGUUGUCAUCAAGAAACACCGAAAGAGGAUAAAGAAGUGAACCUGGAGCAGGUGCACAGGCGCAUGAACAGCUUGAUCGACGAAGACAUCGCCCACAAGCAGAUCUCGCCGGCGUCCAUCGAGAUCUCGGCCCUGGAGAUCGGCGGCAUGCCGCCCGCCCAGACCCUGGAGCCGGUGCGCGAGUACCAGAACACGCAACUUUCCGUGAGCACCUUUUUACCAGAACAGACGGCGCACGGCGCCAGCAGGACACUGUCGGCCGCGGCGGGCAGCAACCUCCCGCUGCCCCCCAGCAGCUCGGCCCCCUCCAUCCAGUGCAAACACCGGUCGCCCAACGGGGGCCUCUUCCGGCAGAGCCCUGUGAAAACGCCCAUCCCCAUGUCGUUCCAGGCCGUGCCGGGGGGCGUCAUCCCCGAGGCGCUGGAGCCCUCGCACGGGACCUCCAUAUAGCCACCACAGACAGACCCACAACCAGCAGAGCUUUUUAAUACCACAUUUAAAACAGAAAAA